Molecule: messenger RNA, 781 nt
Organism: Ziziphus jujuba (common jujube)
Lineage: Eukaryota; Viridiplantae; Streptophyta; Magnoliopsida; Rosales; Rhamnaceae
Product: mediator of RNA polymerase II transcription subunit 15a-like
Exons: 3
Coding region: 96-467 (123 amino acids)
Molecular function (GO): transcription coactivator activity; chromatin DNA binding
Source: RefSeq, a predicted model, not a curated record
CUUGUUUUCUAUUUUUGUAGGCUGAGAUCCUAGCUCUUCCAUGCUUUAUUGUUUGCAUCUUAUUCUGGAUUCUUUGUCUUCAUCAAGGUUUUUUCAUGAACAAUUCCGGCCGGCAAAAUAAUCUUUCAAACCUGCAACAGCAGCAGCAGCAACAACGACAACAACAGGUUAUGGCUCAGCAAAGCAACCUAUCAAAUAUGCAUCAGCAACAGUUGGGCCCUCAAAGUAGUGUUACUGGAUUGCAGCAACAGCAGCAGCUGCUUGGGUCAACGGCCCAGACAGGACAUGCAGAUGGGGGUGAUUGGAAAGAGGAAGCCUAUCAAAAGAUCAAGAGCUUGAACGACUUGUAUUUUGCUGAUAUGAAUGAAAUGUCCCGGAAAAUUGCUGUUAAAUUGCAGCGGGCAAAUAUCCCACAAACAAUGAUUCAAUCCCAUACCCAGCAGCAGCAGCAGAAAUUUCCAAUGUAGAUCUUUGGAAACAUCUACAGAAAACCUUAAUUUUAUCAAACCCAACAAGAACACACGGCCAAUAUCAGAACACAAUCGUCUUUAGUCUUUAUCUAAUUUUAUUCUCUUCUUCUCCUUCCAACUUUGCCUCUUUAUUUUCUCAACCCUUGUUUGCGCAGACAGCUAGACACAGAUGUACACAUUGUAAAAGGAAACAAAGCCACAGCAGAAUAUCAUGCUCUGUUUCAAAUUGCUUCCAUUCCUUCUACCAACUUUGGUUUUCACUUUAUCAGCUUCCUUUUCCCUCUCUAAUGAUGAAGCUUCUGAGCAUCAUG